AUGAGAUUUACCAGAGUGUUACGUCAGGCAGAAGAAGUUUUGGUGAAGUCCGCUUCUGGUUACCCCACCGGUUUGACUGGGUUGUACCAACACCCCAACCCCAGACCCGCUCUCAUUGCCCUCUACAACCACACCCUCGACUUCUUGAAGACUGAGUUCCCCUCCAACUCGGUGUACCGUCAAUCGGUCGAAGCCUUGACCAAGAACAGAUUGCAAAUUGUUGAAUCUGAGGAAAUCCGGGAAAACAUUGAAUCCAAGAUCGGCUCGGGUUUGAUCGAAGAAGUCGUUGUCCAAGCUCACGAAGAGUUGACCUUGGCCAAGGAAUUAGCCAAGCUCAAGGUUUGGGAAGAAUUGGAAGAACCCCCUCUUGAAGACCAAUGGGUUUACUUUGGCAAGAAGGUUUAA
Molecule: messenger RNA, 405 nt
Organism: Diutina rugosa
Lineage: Eukaryota; Fungi; Ascomycota; Pichiomycetes; Serinales; Debaryomycetaceae
Gene: MCI4
Product: Mci4p
Exons: 1
Coding region: 1-405 (134 amino acids)
Biological process (GO): respiratory electron transport chain
Source: RefSeq, a predicted model, not a curated record